AUGGCAUCCCAACCCUCGUUCGAGAUGGCUACAGCUGCCGGUCAGUUCACAGGCGAACCGCGUCAACUUUCUCUAUCUUCAUUGGUCAAGAAGGAGGUUGCAGAUUCUCUCUUUGGAGCGCCAUCCUACUGUCGCAGGAACGUCUCGGUGAUGGCCGUCGGCUUUCCGACCCGGCUCAUAUACCCGAUAGCCCGUUUCGACUUUGUCUUCCCGACCGCCACGAGUCCCAAGUUCUCCAAUUUUGCUCUCGAGAGAUACCAGACCGCUGCGCAUCAUCUUUGCGUCAUGGUUACAUCUCCUGCGCUAAGCUCUUCGAAGGGAGCCUGUUCAACCAUGCACAUUCUACAGACGGGCUUCACGGCAACUUGUACUUGUGGAAUACGCAUUGACUUCUGCUUUGCUGAAAGACGUCGGCAUGCACACUCGCAGUCAGAGCAUGAGGGCCUGCUGCUUGCAGAAGAAGAGUACAUAUGUUACUCCAAUGACUAG
Peniophora sp. CBMAI 1063 is the source of this 489-nucleotide messenger RNA. The record is from the annotation of a GenBank genome assembly. Lineage: Eukaryota; Fungi; Basidiomycota; Agaricomycetes; Russulales; Peniophoraceae.